GUGGGUUCUGUUAUUCCGGCCGUUUGAGACGUGCACUGCUUACGAUACUCUGCCGCCCUUCUCGGAGCAAUGACUAAAACGUGGCGCUCAACAGCACUGCUUUUAUUUGCUGCCUUGAUCUCCCUCCACGUCGAUUCCUUGCGUCGUCUUAGUCAAACAAACAUAUCGCCUUCUGUGGCCAGCCUCUGGCUUAGGGAGAGGACAAGGCCUGCGUACAACAUUCGUUAGCUUCUCGCCAUCGGAUUGGAUGGGGGAGGGCACCAGCGCUGCAAGACUGCGGUACAUUUUACACAGUCGACAGUUUCCAGAAUGUCGACUCGAUCGACGCCAGCCAUCUACACAGGAUUUUGGAUCGAGUGGAACGAGGGCCGGAUCAAAGGCGCAACGCUGACACUGUCCAACCGACAUGGCGCCUACUUGAUAGCCUUCCUUGCCCUCUUCGUCCAUAUCGCCGGCUCCAGCUUCUGGAGACUUUCGAGUUUCUUCUUGUUCCGACGCAGAACUCAUCCUGGUCUCCAUGACAAGUCAGCAUUACAGCAGCAAGCGAUCCUGCGCAACGGAUCCUCCGCCUUCACAGCCUUGCGUCGACUCGCUACGGCCGCCGUGCUUGCACGCCCACGCCAAAUGGCCCAACGCUGGGGGCUGUUGACGUGGGCAAUAGUGAGCUUUGCUGGAUUCCUUGCUGCCAGCACAUUGUCUUCUAAAGUAUCGUUCAAACGGUCGAACGUUUUGCUGGAACCCACAAACUGCGGUCGGUGGUGGGAAUUCGGAUUCAAUCGUCCGGGCGGCUAUGGAGUCGCAAGUGCAUCAGCAUUCGUGCAGCUCAUGGUUGAGCAGGCAGCGACCACACAGCUUCGUACCACGAGCCACCAAUAUGCAUCGGUAUGUGGUUCGGACACGACACCUAGAGAUCAUUGCCUCUGGUUCGCACGAAACCCAAUCGCCUUCAGCACUAAUCUGCACGCCCCAUGUCCAUUCCAUCCAAGUAUUUGUCUUGCAGGCAAAGCUUUCUCCGUCGACUCUGGAUGGAUAAAUUCCGAUGUUGAACUGGGCAUCAAUGGCUAUCCCGAAGAUCGAAUAAAGAUGCGGAUCAACAAGACCUGUGCACCGCUGAAGCGGGAUGGCUAUACGAAAAUGUACGAUUCGACUAAUAUAUCAUCGAUCAUUGUCCCGCCAGUAACGCCCGCCCAAUUGUUCGACUUUCCAACAGCAUCUUCGAAUUUUGAGGCAUUCUUCUACGGGCCGCAAGUGGGCCUCUCAAACGCAACUUUCAUCUACGAUAGCGCCGCUCGGAUGAGAUUGGAUGGCGAGUCAAAUACCGUUUGGAGGUAUCUGUUGAACACGGAAGUCUACCAAGGUUGCGCGCCUUUUUCUCGUGCCGAGUGCGCGUCCACUUUCCAGCCAAUUCCCGAGCUUCUGGGAUCCAGCCAGGAUAUCACUUUGAUAUUCUUAUCGUCAGACGUACAGUACCUGGGUCCAGUAACCGAUCCCUGGUUCGACGCUCAAAUAUGUGACCCGGCAAGACUUUUCCCCGAUGUGACUGUCUGCCAGCGCAGCUCUCCAACCACCGUUCUUGGAUGUGUCGAGGAGACGGAGAUGUGUGCUGAUGGAACGACUGAGGGUAGCAAAUGUGUAAAACUACAGGCGAACGGUCUUCCGUAUGAUCAAAACGCCCCGGGGUGGCCGAAUCUCACUCAACUACUCAAUCUCAGCCCACGACAGGCCUCGAUAGCCUCGCGUUUACAGGACGCCAGCUACCGAAGCGGCCUCGUGGAUAUCGUCUUGGCGAUGGGUCCAGCCAAUUUGUUGGCGCUUCAAAAACUUGGAGCCGCAUAUGGCACCCCUCUUCCAGAAGACCAAUGGACGAAGGAGGUCGAGAACUGGUUCAACACGGCGCUUGUCAACAUGCAGCUGUACAAUACCCAAUUUGUCACCGGUUGGCAGAACGCAGAGGCGAAUUCGCACGUAACACCGCCGGCGGAAGCGGAAGCGUGGAUGUGCAAUGCUCAGGUGGUCCAGAGCAACGCUUUCUCAUCUUUCAGUGUCUUGGGCCUGUGCACGAUUCUCGCCAUCGGUGGCGUGCUCAUUACCUUGGAGCUAUGUCUUCCUCGAGUUUGGCAUCGGUUCGUCCCAUCGACACCCCUCAACACGUACCGCAAGAAGGACUGGGAGGAAUUCGAUCUUCUCGAGAUGACGAAGGAAGUCGUCGAAAAGUGACUGCCAGAGCACCGACCUGCUUCGGACGAUCUAUCGCCUGGCCCGGCGAAAGGUGGGAACGUGGUGGCCAUAGUACGGAGAAAUUCCAAAGAGUCUACAGGGCAAGGGUAGGUUUCGUGUGGCGACUAGAUAACGACCGCCCAGCUCUGACCAGGGCAGUUGUUCACUUUCACCUAGCUAUUAGCCAGAUAUUUCGCUUCUGCUUCGAUGCUGUGCGCUUUGCUCGCCAUUUUGAUGUCGACGAACCACGAAAUGUCGCGUUAAUUAAGAAGACAUUGAACGUUGUAAGCAGCAAGUUUUGAAGAGUGU
Messenger RNA from Neohortaea acidophila, 2526 nucleotides. RefSeq lists its product as uncharacterized. The coding region runs from base 310 to 2217 and encodes 635 amino acids. Lineage: Eukaryota; Fungi; Ascomycota; Dothideomycetes; Mycosphaerellales; Teratosphaeriaceae. The record is from RefSeq and is a predicted model, not a curated record. The transcript is spliced from 3 exons.